Messenger RNA from Acanthocheilonema viteae, 1104 nucleotides. NCBI's taxonomy places the organism in Eukaryota, Metazoa, Nematoda, Chromadorea, Rhabditida, Onchocercidae. The record is from the annotation of a GenBank genome assembly.
AUGGGACAUUGUUGUCGGCUUCUUCUCCUUUUGGUGGCGCAGAAUUUCAUCUUAAACUGUGACAGCUUAAUUCAUCAAGAAUUCAAGGCACUAAGCUAUUCAAAAUUACGUCAGCUAUAUGCGAAACAUUACGAUGGUUAUACAAAAUUUGUCGCAGAAUACAAGCAAGGUGUUAAAGACGAUCGACCGGAACCGCACCGUUUAUUGGCUUAUGCUAAAAAUCUGGAAGAGAUUAAAAAGCACAAUGAAUUGUACAAACAAGGCAAAUCAUCAUUUAUGCUUGGCCUAACUGUAAUGAGUGACACGUCGAAGGAGGAUUUGGACGAUCUGUUUCCAGUAGUGGUAUUCAAUGAAACAGAUAAUCCUGUCCCACCGAAUUUAACAGAAAGUUCAAUUAAAGAAGUUAAUUGGGUUGCUAAAAAUUAUGUCACACCAGUGAAAAAUCUUUUCAGUUAUGUGGAUUGUAUUCCUACUAUCACUACAGCCAGUACAGUAUCGGAUGUUGUGGAAGCAGUUGUUAAAUCUCGUACCCAACGAUUGAUAAAACUUUCCAUACAGGAAUUGCUAGAUUGCGGCGGUGUUGCAUGUAAUGAGCACGUGCGAUUCCAUCAGUAUGCCAACUAUAUCAUGAGAAACAGGGGAAUGGUCAGUGAAAGAAAAUAUCCAAUGUUCAACAGACAACAGUCAUGCGGGGCCAGAGGUAGAAGAUAUGGAAGGGUCAAAACCUUUCUGACAACAGUACAUGGUGAAAAACUCCUGUUCAAAGGUUUGCUAGCCAAGAGGCCGAUUGCCACAAGAAUUUUGCUCACGCAGAAAUUUCAUAAUUAUAAAGGAGGAAUAUUUCGUGAUUGCCUUCAAAGUCCGAAUAAUGUUUUUUCACACACAGUGUUAGCAGUUGGAUUUACAGAAGAUUAUAUUUUAUUAAAAAACAGGCAAAAUUGGGGUACCAAAUGGGGUGAAAAUGGAUAUAUGCGUAUUUCGACAGAUCCAAAAGAAAAUUGCAAUUUAUAUCUUGAAUCAUUUGGUGGUAAUCAGCGUGAACUUGCUCGUGAAGGAAAUUUGAAAAAGCAGCAACAGCAAAAGAAAUCGCAACCGCAUCAGGAU